Molecule: messenger RNA, 1562 nt
Organism: Trematomus bernacchii (emerald rockcod)
Lineage: Eukaryota; Metazoa; Chordata; Actinopteri; Perciformes; Nototheniidae
Gene: gpkow
Product: G patch domain and KOW motifs
Exons: 11
Coding region: 16-1518 (500 amino acids)
Biological process (GO): mRNA splicing, via spliceosome
Cellular component (GO): spliceosomal complex
Molecular function (GO): nucleic acid binding
Source: RefSeq, a predicted model, not a curated record
UGGUCACAAACAAUCAUGGCGUCGCACGGGGAAGAUGUUCCUGAGGACGAAACAGAGAAAAAACCAGCCCCGCUGUCCUUUGGAUUUACUAAAACAGUUAGCAAAUUCAAACCUUCCUCUGUGGAAGGAGUGACAGACAGGGAGGAGAAAGAUUACUUGACGGGAAUUGACGGGAAAGAGUUGCUGAGUACCAAGCCCUCAGAGAAGCCCAAAGAGCUGAUCAUCCCUCUGAUCCAGAAGAACCGCUGGCACCACCGUGCGGACCGAGCGACGCCCAGCGAGCCGAGCGCCGCGACUGAAGCCAAAACACAGGAAGCCAAAACACAGGAAGCUGCUCCGGAGAAUGACUCUGUGGAGUCCCAGGCCGUCAAAGAGCUCAUUGAAGAUUCUCGGAGGCAGCUGGAGGAAUGGCAGAACGGCCCUCAGGCAGAGAACCUGAACCUCUACAUCCCCCUGCUGAUGCAGAACCAAGUCCCUGAGGGCUUCGAGGACGGAGACCAUGUGAAGGUGGAUCUGAGGCCUGAAUCCUCGACAGAGGCGGACUAUGCGUGUGUUCCUGUGGAGGCGUAUGGCAUCGCCAUGCUGAAAGGGAUGGGCUGGAACAAAGAGGAAGGCAUCGGACGCACCUUCAAACAGCAUGUGAUCCCGAUCGAGAGCCAGCUCCGCCCCAAAGGUCUGGGUCUGGGUGCCGAUCGUGCCGCCAUAAAGGACCUGGAGCCCACCAAACACAAGCGCCCCCCCAAGCCUGGUGAGGAGAGGGAGAAGGAGGAGGAGCUGGUGAUGGGGCCCGGGGGCUUCGUGCUGGUGCAGUCAGGGGCCCACAAAGAGCUGUACGGCAAGAUUGAAGGCUUGGACCCCGAUAACGCCCGUGUGGUGGUGAAGCUGGCCAUCGGGGGUCGGUCUGCCACCAUCAGCCAGCACGCUGUGAAGCUGGUGGGACGUACAGAAUACGAGAAAAACUGCAAAGACCUCACUCGCCUCAGUAGAGCCCACAAAGAGAAGGAGAAGGAGAAGGAGCGAGAGAAGGAGAAGGAGCAGCAGAGACAGGAGGAGAAGGAGAGCCGGAGUAAAGACGAGAGGAAGAGGAAACACAGAGAAUCCAGUCAGGACAGAGACAAGCCUCCGGUGAAAGAGGCGAGGCGACCCCCGCCCCCCCCUUCCUGGCUCCAGAGGGAUUUGAAGGUUCGCUUCAUAGACAAAUCCUUCAAAGGGGGCAAAUACUACAACUCAAAGAUGUGUGUGGAGGACGUCCUCUCACCAUCAACCUGUAUCUGUCGAACUGACGAGGGGCGGCUGAUAGACGAUGUGAAGCAGGGCAUGCUGGAAACCAUCAUCCCCAAACUCGAGUCCGAGUCUAUAAUGGUUGUCCUGGGCGAGCACAGAGGACAGGUGGGCCGUAUCCUCCAGCGGGACAAGAACAAGUGCCGCGCGAUGGUGCAGCUCGACCGACACGAGGAGAAAGUGUUCAUGCUGGAUUAUGACAUCAUCUGUCAGUACGUAGGGGAGACGGACCACUGACUCAAAUAUCCCCCCCAUCGUCACACCUCUAAAUGUUGUUACUU